Messenger RNA from Linum tenue, 1511 nucleotides. Lineage: Eukaryota; Viridiplantae; Streptophyta; Magnoliopsida; Malpighiales; Linaceae. The record is from the annotation of a GenBank genome assembly.
GUGGUUCGGAAUUCGUAUCAUCAACCCGUAAAGUAAAUAUCUCUUUCUUCUUCGAGCUUCUAUCACUCUUCGUAUCUAUAACAUUAAUUUGCCCAUCCAUUUACAGUAGCUCAGUGCUGGAUUCAACUGAGCUCUCCAAUGUCGUCGUCGUCGUCUUCUUCUUUUCUCGUCCCCCUGAAUCCGCCGCUUUCAAUCAUCCAACGCCACAAGCCGCCUCCCUCGCUUCCUCUUCUUGCGCUCUACUCCAAGCCUUCGCUCCACAAAUCUCUUGUCUGCCAUGCUCACUCCUCCGCGAACUCUUCGGAUUCCGAUCGCGAGGAAAUUCUUUGGCACCGCGAAGAGCAGCGGUGGCUCCGCGAGGAGCAGCGGUGGCUCCGGGAAGAGCAGAGGUGGCUUCGCGAGCGGGAGUUGCUGUUGAGCGAAAUUCAGUCGCUGAAGCUCCAAAUCCAGGCCUUGGAGAAGACGAUUCCGGUUGUCGGAGCUGAUGCGGUACCGACGAAUGUUGGAGCGUUGCUGCAGGUUUUGAAGGACCGGAGCUUGAUUCUAGAGAGCGCGUCCAGUGCGACUCCGAUCAUACUGGAGGAGAACGUGGAAGAGGAGGCGGCGACGGCAGAGUCACAAGCUGCUGGUGUUGUGGAGGUGAAAACUGAGGAGACGAAGUCGAAGAAGAGGAUAGCAUUGAGAGCGGGAAGCGAAGGAGAGGAAGUUCGAGAGAUGCAGGAAGCAUUGCAAAAACUGGGGUUCUACUCAGGGGAGGAGGAUAUGGAGUUUUCCAGUUUCUCAACUGGGACUGAGCGUGCUGUCAAGACUUGGCAAGCAACAUUAGGUGCUCCAGAAGAUGGAAUAAUGAGUGCGGAAUUGCUCGAAAGGCUGUAUGUGGAGACGAGGACCGAGGUUGAAACUCUAGAUAGCAGCGCAGACAAGAAGGCAUAUGAGAGAAGGAGCUCUCUCAAUUUUCCACUGAAGGGCGAUGAGAAUGGGACUGCAGUUGGUCUCAUGACUGGAAUAUCAGAAACCAACCAGAAAGUGGUGAAGGAUGAAGGUGCCAAGGAAGUCGAGGCAUCUAAGCACCGAGUUUUUCUCCUUGGUGAGAAUAGGUGGGAGGAACCAUCGCGGCUUAUUGGCAGAAACAAAGAACGCACUGCAAGUAAGGUGACGAGGACUACAAAGUGCCUCACUUGUCGUGGUGAACGCCGGUUGAUGUGCACAGAAUGUGAUGGAACAGGGGAACCGAAUAUAGAACCACAGUUUCUGGAAUGGAUAGGCGAAGACACUAAGUGUGCAUAUUGCGAAGGCCUUGGGUUUAUAACUUGUGAUGUAUGUGACGGUAAAACAGUUUCCUAGGUAGGUUGCUCUCCACCGGUAUCGAUUUUUAGACGAAGUAGCUGAAAGAGAGCAUAUACAGAAGCCAACUCGUUUGCCUGUAAUAAAUAAUUCUUACAGUAUCUCAUGUAUCAACGUAUGCAAGGAACAAAAGCAUAUUUUGUGUACGUUCCAACAUCUGCAUAAUA